This is a messenger RNA of Hypomesus transpacificus, 2418 nucleotides long. RefSeq lists its product as uncharacterized. The coding region runs from base 319 to 1059 and encodes 246 amino acids. Gene Ontology annotation, cellular component: membrane. NCBI's taxonomy places the organism in Eukaryota, Metazoa, Chordata, Actinopteri, Osmeriformes, Osmeridae. The transcript is spliced from 7 exons. The record is from RefSeq and is a predicted model, not a curated record.
UUCAGAGUCUGUGAGGCUUGUGGAGGGAGCUGGUCUGUGCUCUGGCAGAGUGGAGCCCUCCAGGGGGCGCUCUAUGGAGAAGGGAAAGGUCCACUCUGGGAUAAAGAGUUCCAGUGUGGAGGCAAGGAGUCCCGUCUCCUGGACUGUGACACCUCAGACUCAGCUAGAAACACCUGCUCACCUGGCAGUGCUGUUGGACUCACCUGCAUUUCAGUGCCAGAUGUGAGGUUGGUGGAUGGAGGUAGUCGCUGUGCUGGUAGAGUGGAGAUCAAACAGCAGGAAGAGUGGAGACAAGUGAUUGCUGGGCCUCACUGGAACAUGAAGACUAAAGCUGUAGUGUGCAGACAGCUGGACUGUGGAUCUGCUGUUUCAACAAAACGUUAUGAUGGUGAUGAAGAUCGUCCUGCAUGGAGGUUAGACCUUGACUGUGCUGGGACCGAGUCUGCUCUGGGGGAGUGUGGAUACGUGAGCGAAAGAUUCAACACUUUCUUAAUUGCAGAAGUGAUCUGCUCAGAUCUCCUGUUGCAGCCUGGUAUCUCCCUGUCUUCCUCCAUGCUGGGGGUCUCCCAGGACCAGCAGCAGGGGCUGCAGGUGUUCAGGGACCACAGCUUCACCAUCACCUGCUCCAUCCAGCCACAGUACCCAGGAGGCUCCUUCCACCUCACCUUCACUGCCUCCAACACAACCCUGACACACACCCUCACAGCUGUCAAUCACUCUACCAACUUCCUGUUUCCUGCUGCAGACCACGUCCACCAAGGGAACUACAGCUGUGUUUAUGAAGUCUACGUUUUCUCUCAUAACUUCACCUCUGAGAGUGAGCUCCUCUCUCUCACUGUUGCAGCCAAUCCUCUGCCAGCUUUCAUCAUCAGAGUGGUGGUGGUGGUGUUGCUGACUCUGCUGACGUCCAGCACUGCCCUCUAUCUGUACUUUAAGACCCCCAGGAAGCCUGCAGAGAGGGGGAGCAUGGCGCUGGUCUCCCUGCAUUCCAGUGCUGAAGCUGGGCCAGGAGAGGAGAGAGCAGCCCAGAGGAUGGAGCAGGAGGAGAGUGCUGUCUAGACGCUGAUCUGAGGUCAGUCAUGGAGUCCCUGCCAAUGGUGACUGACAGCAGUGAGGGAAGCUGGUCUGAUCCUGGAUCUGCUGGCAACACCAUUUACAAAAAAAGAUUCAAAUUCCUUUGAUUUUACAAUUCUUUUUUGAAUAAUGCUUUUAUUACAACUUUUACUUUACUUAUCAACACAUUUUAUUGUGAUAACAGUUCAUUUUGCCAUGAUUGUUUUAUUGUAAAAGUGUAAAAAAAGGGUUAUUUUUUCCCCCGCUGCUUUUUUGGAUCGCAAUUGUCAUGGCAACAGCAGUUGAGUGUUUAACCUUGCUGAUAUUUUUCUUCUCUAAGUGUUUUUAAUAGGAAUAAGAUUUUUGGUUUUGGGUCCAGAAUAAGAUUACGAGGGGUGGUGUGUUAAGAGGGCAAAUAGUUAGAAGGAAGCUGGUCUGAUCCUGGAUCUGCUAGCGACACAGUUUACAAAAACUAUUCAAAUUCCUUUAUUUUUACAAUUAUUAUAUGAAUAAAGCUUGUUUUGUUUUUUACCACUUUUGCUUUACUUAUCAACACAUUUUACUGUGAUAACAGGUAAUUUUGUGAUGAUUGUUUUUAUUGUUAGUGUAAAAAAAAAAUAUUGCAAUUGUCAUGGCAACAGCAGUUGAGUGUUUAAUACUUCAUUUUUUGUACCUUGCUGAUAUUUUACUUUUAAGUGUUUUUUUAUGUAGUUGGUAAUAGGAAUACGAUUUUCAGUUUUCGGUUCAGAGUAAGAUUACGAGGGGUGGUGUGUUAAUACAACAAAUAGUUAUGAGGAUUUGUUCUCCUGGCUUCCAGAAAAUUAUAAUAAAUCAAGUUAAAAUGAAGAACUAGUCACAUGUUUUCAUUUCACAUGUCAUUUACUCACCAGCAGUAGUUGCCUUGGAGACUCCUGUCAACAAAACACAUCGUCAUGGGAACACAGAACUGACCUGCACCACAGGAAACAGCCAAGCUAUCUAUCUAACAUGCAUCUAAAGCAAGUUUGAACUUUAUUUGUCCUCUGAAACAAGGACAAGUGAAGCUACAAGCUUGCUAGUAUAUUAGACGACUCGUGUUUAGAGAAACCGUGCAUGUUCUUCAGAGGCCAGCCUGUGGUCAUUUGUUCUGUUGCUGUGAAGAUGUUGUAGUCCAGCAUUUUUCCUUUUUCGUGGUAGUGUCUGUGAAACUUUUCAUCUUUACUUGCAUAGAGAAAUAGGAGACUUUGCUUUUCAAACUUUUUUCCAUAUUUAUUCAUCUUUUUUAUUUUUGUACUCCUUUUUUUGCGUAUUGAAAUUCGUACUUUAUGUGAACAGGACGUUUUUUUUUUCCUUCCUCAAAUUUAAGAGAAAAAAAAAGAAACAUUU